This is a messenger RNA of Aspergillus piperis CBS 112811, 2857 nucleotides long. RefSeq names its product putative UDP-glucose,sterol transferase. Gene Ontology annotation, biological process: carbohydrate metabolic process. The record is from RefSeq and is a predicted model, not a curated record. Lineage: Eukaryota; Fungi; Ascomycota; Eurotiomycetes; Eurotiales; Aspergillaceae. Bases 1 to 2844 code for a protein of 947 amino acids. The transcript has 7 exons. Gene Ontology annotation, molecular function: hexosyltransferase activity; UDP-glycosyltransferase activity.
AUGCCGCAUCAAGAUGGCCCAACGGCCGACGACUGGCCGGACGAGCACAUUGCUCAACAAACCACCAACAGCGCAGGUCAUGGGCGGACUCCUCGGCGCGCGCAUUAUCAUGAGAAGGGCCUGAAUACAGGAGUCCGGGUAAUGGACGAUGGCCGCCUGGACAUCAAGAUCCGCGAACGCAAACCCUGGGUAUCAAAAAUCAUCAAACACCUCCAACAACAGCCCGAACCCCUCCGAGAAGAUCGCAAGCCAUCUGUCUGCCUCGUCGAAGACGGGAAACCCCCCUGCGCCCUUAAACUCAACAUUGUCAUCCAAGUCGUCGGCUCCCGUGGCGACGUACAACCCUUCAUUGCGCUAGGCAAAAUCCUCAAAUCCCACGGUCACCGCGUCCGUCUCGCUACGCAUCUCGCCUUUCGUGAAUCUAUCGAGCAUUCGGGUCUCGAGUUCUUCGAUAUCGGCGGUGAUCCGGCCGAGUUGAUGGCGUUCAUGGUGCGGAAUCCGGGCUUGAUGCCGCAUAUGAGUACCUUGCGUAGUGGAGCUAUCCCGCGCCGGAGACGCGAAAUGAAGGCCAUCUUCUCGGGUUGUUGGCGCUCGUGCUACGAGACGGGUGAUGGGACCGGGAUGCAUCAUAUUCCGGAUGAUCCGUGGAGUGAGACGGCGGAUUAUCGUACGAUGCCGUUCGUGGCGGAUGCUAUUAUUGCGAAUCCGCCGAGUUUUGUGCACUUGAGCUGCGCUGAGAAGUUGGGUAUUCCGUUGAAUAUGAUGUUUACAAUGCCCUGGUCGGCAACACAGUCUUUCCCUCAUCCGCUGGCGACUAUCCGCACGAAAAACACGAAGCCCUCCGCUGCUAAUUUUGCUUCGUAUGCCAUUGUCGAGAUCCUCAUGUGGGAAGGCCUGGGAGAUCUGAUCAACUCUUUCCGAAAGCGCGAACUCGGGCUGGACCCGUUAGACGCUAUUCGGGCACCGAGUAUCGCACACCGAUUGCGCAUCCCAUACACUUAUCUGUGGUCACCAGCUCUCCUCCCAAAACCCGGAGACUGGGGAGAUAACAUAGACAUCACCGGCUUCUCGUUUCUCUCUACCGCCUCAGACUACACACCCCCCGACGAUCUGGCCAACUUCCUCGAAUCCGGCCCUCCUCCAAUAUAUGUCGGCUUUGGAUCCAUUGUCGUAGACAAUCCGGGCUCACUAACGAAGAAAGUCUUCCAGGCCAUCCGCGAAAGCGGGCAACGGGCGGUCGUCUCCAAAGGAUGGGGUAACCUCGGAGCAGACGAAGACGAAAUCCCAGAGAACAUCUUCAUGAUCGACAAAUGUCCACACGACUGGCUCUUCCAACACGUGUCCUGCGUUAUUCAUCACGGCGGAGCGGGCACCACAGCCGCCGGGCUAGUACUAGGUCGCCCGACUAUCAUCAUCCCCUUUUUCGGCGAUCAGCCGUUCUGGGGCUCGAUCGUGGCUCGCGCUGGCGCUGGCCCGCUGCCUAUCCCGCAUAAGCAGCUAACGGUGGAGAAGCUAACGAAAGCGAUUAAGCAAGCGCUUGAGCCAGAGACGUUAGAAAAGGCGAAAGAAAUCGGAAGAGAUAUGCGUAAGGAGCGGGGGGUGCAAAAUGCUGCUGCUAGCUUUUAUCAACAUCUAGAUGUGCAGACUAUGCGGUGCUCUAUCUGUCCGAAUCGGCCAGCUGUGUGGUGGGUGAAGCUUUCACAUAUCAAGCUGAGCACAUUUGCUGCGGCGGUGUUGGUGGAGACUGGCUUGAUUAGUCCGCGGAAUGUUGUCCUAUAUCGGUCACGCGAAUACGACACCAAUCGAGAUCCUCGGGGACCAUUGUCAGCCGGUGCGGAGGUUCUCUAUGGUAUCGUCUCGGAUUUCGUCACCAGCAUCGCGGAGGCGCCUAGCGGAAUGCGAGGCAUAUUCUCGACAACACAUGAACGUCGACUCCACCACAAACAUGAUUGGAAGAAAGAGCUUCAUCUGUCCUAUCUCGAUAAAUCGUCCUUUCACCGCCACCGCCGUGGGCGAACAGAGACAUCUCUCGAUUCGGGCGUCGGGGCUGAUAUGAUCCCGAAUGGUGACAACCAACACUCGGUAACGGCGGAUCAGAACCAAUAUGAGAAUGCCACCAACAGCCCCAGCGGUGGUGAAUCAUCCAGCCCGCACACAAGCAGCUCUGACACCGAGGCGUUCGACACAACGGAUGAUGAUAUGGGCGCGGAGCUUGAUCUCGAGCGAACCAUUACUCGUUUGCGAACGAGGGAAAUGUCUCAUACAAAGGAGAUCCUAGCUGAGACGUCGUAUCAUAGCGCCCGUGCGACAAAGCAUAUUGCGAACUGGCUUAUAAAAUUGCCUACAGAUCUGACCUUGAGUCUGACGAAGGGGUUUCACAAUGCCCCCAAACUGUAUCAUGAUACCUUAGUGGAGGAUUCGCCACGAGUGCUUGGAGUGAGGAGCGGGUUCCGCGCUGCUGGGACGGAAUUCACGCAUGGAUUCUACAACGGCAUUACUGGACUUGUCACACAGCCUGUGGUCGGGAUAGAAAAGUCUGGUGCAAAGGGAUUGCUGACAGGUAUCGGAAAGGGCGUAGGUGGUGUCUUUCUCAAACCUACUGCUGGCCUCUGGGGUUUGGCAGGCUACCCACUGGAAGGGAUGCACAAGAGUCUCCGCAACUCACUCUCGCAGAGUAAAACGAAAGAUAUUCUAGCUUCGCGUAUGCAGCAGGGUAUUGAGGAGAUGUGUGCGGCUACAACGCAAGAACGAUCUGCGGUGAUCCAGAAGUGGCACGAGUUGCAGAGGGCGGGGCUGGGACAUAUGAGUGAGCGCGAGCAUGAGCAUGGGCAUCAUGGUUCGUAGGCAGAUAUACCCG